AUGUUCUCCUCCUUGGGACGCUUUCGUGCAACUCCUUGUCCUCGACAGCAUGACUGCGACCUUCCCAUUUGCAUCUUCUCACACUGCGUUCCAACCCGUACUUUCGAUACAGGCGAGACGCUCGCGGUGGCGCAAGAAUAUGACCCUCUCAGUGCUGGAGAUGUGUCACCUCCACCUUCGAAGAGAAGGCGGCUAGAAUCCCCUCCGAGAGAUGUACAGCGUGUAGAUGGUGAGGACGCGAAGAAUACGCGUCUUUCGCCCCCGAUAUCGUCAGCGCCCAAAAGACAGUCAUCCCCGAGGGUAAAGUCGACGGCCACUUCCACAGAGCAUGAGGAAAUUUUGAAAGGAGGUCCUCGUACUGCGGUUCAAACAUCUGCCAACAGAGAACUAGCCUCCUUGACCAGGAAAGUCUCCCCACCACCAACGAAGAGGACGGAGGAGAUAUCACAAACAACCAAGAAGAACCCGCCAAAAGUGGAGACACUGACACCGCGCAACGUGAUCAAGGCACCGGCCCAGCUCAAAACCAGGUUGACAGUACUACAGAAACUCCACGAGCAAAUGAAAGCCCAGAACAGCAAGCUUGCCAGCUCGGACGCCAAAUGGAAACCGCUUGUUCUGGAUGAGCAGGAAUUGAUCACUUUCGCGCUCGACGAGGAAGAAGCAGCCACGAAACUGGAAGGCGACAUUUACAGAAACGCAGUCUCUCAGACCAUUAUGAGAAUCAAGAAGAUGACCACUGAGGAAUGGGUCAAGAGAGUUUCUGAGUGGACGGGUGUAUCGUCAUCCGCGAAGGUUCAACAAAACGUUACAAACCCUAGUGUCGACUUGAGUUCGAUAGGCCUCUCUUCCUUGAAUCAGCAGAUUGCCGUGCUCAGGCAUUUACGGACACGAUUGGAGGGACUGGAAAAGUAUGGAUAUGUCACGGCGCAGCCCUCUGCUGUGGAGAUUGCCACGGCGAAAGCAGGGGUCGCGGCAGCCAAAGGAUAUGAAACAUGCGAUAGAUGCGGUACCCGGUUUCAGGUCUUCCCAGGCCGAGAUGACCACGGACGCUUAACCAGCGGAGGGAAAUGUCGGUACCAUUGGGCCCGAGCAAACCGUCAAGGUCGAUCUGAAGCAGUCUACCCGUGCUGUAACAAGCCGGAAGGCAGUGAAGGCUGCUCGGAAGGCGAGACGCACGUUUUCGGGGUCAAAAAUCCCAAGCGCCUCGCAAGUAUUUUGCAGUUUGAACACACGCCCGACAAGCCCGGUGUCCGACCGUUGCAACCAGUGUCAUUCGACUGUGAGAUGGGUUACACCACGCUGGGGAUGGAAGUCAUUCGCGUCACCGCAGUGUCUUGGCCAGACGGAAGACUCCUACUCGACGCCUUUGUACGCACGUACGGGGAGAUUCUCGAUCUAAAUACCCGGUUCUCCGGGGUAACCAAGGAGAUAUAUGCAUCGGCGAAGCCUUAUCAGGCACCCUUUGUCGAAGGAGACGAGCUCCGUAGAGUGGACUCUCCCGCCGCGGCUCGACAGCUGCUCUUUGAUCUGAUCAGUUCCGAGACACCCUUGAUCGGGCACGCGAUCGAGAAUGACCUCAACGUCCUGCGCAUUAUACACCCCUUGGUCGUGGACACGGUACUGCUUUACCCCCACCCCCGCGGUCUGCCGGUCCGGUUCGGCCUGAAGACGCUCAGCCAGAAGUUUCUCUCGCGGGGAAUCCAGACAGCAGGCGAGGCGGGCCACGAUUCCAAGGAAGAUGCAGUCGCGACGGGCGAUCUCGUGACCAAGAAGGUGGCCGAGCAGUGGAAGCUCAUGAAGCUUCAAGGGUGGCGGUUCGUGGAAGGGAUCCUGACGGACCCAGACGAAGCGGUCAGUUUGGAUGGAGGUCAUUCGAUGCUUUGA
Cladophialophora carrionii CBS 160.54 is the source of this 1887-nucleotide messenger RNA. RefSeq lists its product as uncharacterized. The transcript has a single exon. The record is from RefSeq and is a predicted model, not a curated record. Gene Ontology annotation, molecular function: exonuclease activity; nucleic acid binding. Gene Ontology annotation, cellular component: nucleus. Lineage: Eukaryota; Fungi; Ascomycota; Eurotiomycetes; Chaetothyriales; Herpotrichiellaceae. Bases 1 to 1887 code for a protein of 628 amino acids.